AUUUCGCAAUCUGCAAGGAAAAAUUCUAAGGUUCGCUUCUUUUCUCUCUGAUCUUGAUCUCUUUAAUUUCCUCUGCUUUAUUUUACUUUCCGUCGUUCCUCCGCCGUGCCAGAUCUUAGAUUUGGUUUUUUCCGAUUUCAAAUCUUGUUUCUCCGAUUCUUUUUGAUUCACCCGAGCCAAAGAUGUCUCUCUCCGAUUCGAGCGAUUCGUCCCGAGGCAGAAACAUUCCUGUUCACGAAAGGAAGAUGAUUUGGAGCAGUCCCUCGGAAGGACCCGAGGCAAGUUUUUCGGAUCGCUCCGAGGCGAACAGCCAUAGCGAAGCGAAAUCGUCAUCCGUGGACCAAGAUCCGAGCCAAUUUGUGGCUCGGGGGGAUACCUUUGCGAAUGUGGCUCGGGAUGAGGAUCUUCCUGUAGCGUCCCGUCCCGGACGUCUCGGCGUCCGUCGACCAUUGACGCUCUCCCACGAUAGAGAUUGGGGAUCGUACGUUCCUCUUGGUUCACGGUGGCCGAAUCAAGCUCUUGGCUCAUUGGUCCAUCCGUCUUCCAAACGUACGCCCCUUCGGUUUACCAACCGUUUACCCGUCCGAUCCAUGGUGGUCGGUAAAGCCUUCGGCUUAUCGAUCCAUCCAUGUGCUCCGAACGAUACCAUUAUCACACCCAAGGGUCCGUGGAUUCAUCCAUCGGAUUAUCGUAGGCUUGCCCAUGAAAUCAUUCGUUCGUCGGCCAUUGGUUUACUCGCGGGUCCAACACCCGUUUUGUCCAUCGGUUCUCACCGUGGACUUUCCCGUUGGUUAUCCGUCGAGUCACCAUUGGUCUUACCGAUUUCCGAUCGGUUUCACCAAGGCUGCGACGUUUGAUUCAUAAGGCGGCCGCGAUAUUUGAUCCUUACA
This is a messenger RNA of Arabidopsis arenosa, 890 nucleotides long. The record is from the annotation of a GenBank genome assembly. NCBI's taxonomy places the organism in Eukaryota, Viridiplantae, Streptophyta, Magnoliopsida, Brassicales, Brassicaceae.